Molecule: messenger RNA, 6368 nt
Organism: Myxocyprinus asiaticus (Chinese sucker)
Lineage: Eukaryota; Metazoa; Chordata; Actinopteri; Cypriniformes; Catostomidae
Product: inositol hexakisphosphate and diphosphoinositol-pentakisphosphate kinase 2-like
Exons: 29
Coding region: 2010-5447 (1145 amino acids)
Biological process (GO): inositol metabolic process; inositol phosphate biosynthetic process
Cellular component (GO): cytosol
Molecular function (GO): diphosphoinositol pentakisphosphate kinase activity; 5-diphosphoinositol pentakisphosphate 1-kinase activity; inositol hexakisphosphate kinase activity
Source: RefSeq, a predicted model, not a curated record
UGUAUGUAUGUAUGUAUGUAUUAUUAUUAUACAAUAAUAAUUUAUUCUACAAAUAAUCACUAUAAUUGGAUUUAUGACUCGAUCUACAAUUUCUUACAAAUAGAUACACAUUGACUAGGAGCUGACGGAUGUGUCAGACAUAAGGUGCAGUGAAUGGCAUUCCUGCUUGCAUGACUUCUUGUCAUUCUUGUCAUGGUUUAUCAUGCAUGUAUCCACCAGCAUGGCAUUUGGGCAGUGUGUUCUCUGGCCUAUGGGGGCUACUUUUAAGGCAGUGUGAAAAUGCUGGCAUCGGUCUGACAGCUGCAGAUCUGCCUUUCCACACUGGGACACUCUUGAUGUGGAUCAUACCUGCAUGGGAUGUUUGUUCAAUAUGGUUAAUUUGUUAGGUUGGUAUGUGCUGGAUACAAAUGUCUAUGAACCUGAAAAUAGACCUGAAAAAUGUUAACAACUGUCAUGUAAUGACAGAUAUGGGACUGAAAAGCAUUUAUGUUGGGCUGGGCAAAAGUAUUUGAGCAAAAGUUCCCUGAUUGAUCCUACCUGAAGCUUCUCGAGUAUUUCUACUAUAGGAAUAUAAUAGUAUAGUAAGGCUCUUUACUAUAGAUGAGUAAUAACUAACCUUUUAGUUUAUAAUCUACCAUGUUGGACCAUUACUUUGUACGUUGGGCAUUUUAGCCCUCUUCAUAUUCAUAUUAAUUGUGGAAGCUUUUUAGAUUGUGUCUUAAAGGUGCACUAAUUUUUUUAAUAAAUUUUUUGUUGUUGAUCAAAUUAAGUUUUACACCUAAAGAAAUGAAUAGUAAUAUUAAGACAUAUGUAUAAAAUCAUGAGCUGUCACUCAUGAGCGCUAGGUGUCAGUGCAGGUCCAAGACGACUAAAAACAAUUAAUUAAAAAGAAUUACUGAGUGUACCUUUAUAUAGUUAGAAUAUAUAAAUAGUUCCCCCAAAAAAUGUAAAUUCUUAUAUUUUGAAAAAUGUAUUUUUGGGACUGUUCUCUCCCAAAACCUAUUGUAUCACAUCAGAAGACCAAUUGAAUCAUAUGGAUUAUUCUUAUGCUGCCUUUAUGUGCUUUUUGGUCACCAUUUACUUGCAUUGUAUGGACCUACAGUGAUAUUCUUACUACAGAAAUACCCUGUUAGUGGCAGUUUUCCAGGCAUAAUGAAUGCAUUUCACAGGAUGUGGUCUCAAAGGUCAGUGGAUCUCUCGGUGAGUAGCUGCUAUGUGUGCCACCUUGUUAGAUUGGGGUUCUGCCUGAUGGGACUGUGACAUCAUCGUCCCUUGUCUGUUUUUGUCAAAGCAUGUUUAUGUUUUCCCCUUAUCUGUUUCAGGUGCGGCUGGCAUGCUGAAUCAGCGUUUCCAUGGGAACCCUGAUUGUUUCAUUGUUUCUGCCUGCGUGUCGGGGGAAACUGUUGCCUUGCUUAGUUUGAAAAGGACAUUUUUUUGGUUGUAAAUAAAUCCUAUUGAACUGUCUCUACACCUCUCUGACAGAAUGAGCCGACCACACACGGACCCAGCUGAGGAUUCAUCUCUUCACUCCGCCUUCUCGCAGAGAGAAGCCCUGCUGAGGCGACACCAGGAACAGAUUUCCGCUUCGUGCCGCUUUUGGAGAAGAUGGCAUUGCAGCUUGCGGAACUCACCGCGGCGGUUCAUCAGCUCCACCCAUCUUCUGAUUCUGGCUUGCCUCAGGACACACCCCCAUUGGCUUUGUAGGCUCCCCAUGCCCCUGGCGCCCAGAGAGGCACAUCUUCCCUCCAGCUCCGUUCUCAGAUAGAAACCUGAAGUUGGCAAUUCUGUCAGGACACUAUUUAGGAUGAGCUCAAAACCUGUUCUUGGCUUUCUCUUGGAAGGAUGACACCAAAAUCUUUAAGGCCUAAACACAUUGUCAGUAUUUAUGUCAACCUUGGCUUAGAAGUCACCUCUGCACCUUCAUUUCACUGGAUUAAUGGUUCCACCACUGAGAUUCAGCGCGAGAUGCUGUGCUGAGGAUUUGACUGUUUGACAGAGACUCAACAGAAAUGUCCGAGUCAAGAAGGCAAGGGAUGAGUAACUGUGGACUCCCCAUGUUUUUGGUUGGAUGUGAGGAUGGUGACAGCAGAGAACUGGAAGACCGAGACAUGAGGAACAUCUCAGGGCCUUAUGGAGAUGAGGAGGAUGAUGAGGAUCAGUCAGAGCGUCAGAUCGUGGUGGGGAUUUGUUCCAUGACUAAGAAGUCUAAAUCCAAACCAAUGACUGAAAUUAUGGAGAGGCUCUGUAAGUUUGAGUACAUCACAGUGGUGAUUUUUCCAGAGGAAGUUAUUCUCAAUGAAUCAGUGGAGAAGUGGCCCCUGGUUGACUGCCUCAUUUCCUUCCAUUCCAAAGGGUUUCCCCUUGACAAAGCAGUGAGUUAUACCAAACUACGAAACCCUCUCCUGAUCAACGACCUCAACAUGCAGUAUUUCAUUCAGGACAGGAGGGAAGUGUACAGGAUUCUACAGGAAGAGGGCAUUGAUCUUCCACGCUAUGCAGUGUUGAACCGGAACCCUGACAGACCAGAGGAGUGCAACCUGGUGGAGAGUGAGGACCAUGUGGAAGUAAAUGGAGAAGUAUUUCAUAAGCCCUUUGUGGAGAAACCUGUCUCCGCAGAGGACCACAACGUCUACAUCUAUUAUCCAACCUCGGCUGGAGGGGGAAGCCAGCGUCUCUUUAGAAAGAUUGGCAGUCGAAGCAGUGUGUAUUCUCCGGAAAGUACCGUACGAAAGACUGGAUCUUACAUCUAUGAGGAAUUCAUGCCCACAGAUGGCACAGAUGUAAAGGUUUACACAGUAGGGCCUGAUUAUGCUCAUGCUGAGGCCCGCAAGUCUCCUGCUCUAGAUGGGAAAGUGGAGAGAGACAGUGAAGGGAAGGAGAUUCGCUAUCCAGUGAUGCUCACCGCAAUGGAGAAACUUGUGGCCAGAAAAGUGUGUCUUGCGUUCAAGCAAACAGUCUGUGGUUUUGACCUCCUCCGAGCAAACGGGCACUCUUUCGUCUGUGAUGUAAAUGGUUUCAGCUUUGUAAAGAACUCCAUGAAAUACUAUGAUGAUUGUGCCAAAGUCCUGGGGAACAUGGUGAUGCGAGAGCUGGCUCCUCAGUUCCACAUCCCCUGGUCUAUCCCCAUGGAAGCAGAGGACAUCCCUAUCGUCCCAACUACCUCAGGAACCAUGAUGGAACUCCGUUGUGUUAUUGCUGUAAUUCGUCAUGGUGACCGUACACCCAAACAGAAGAUGAAGAUGGAGGUUAGAAAUGCCCUGUUUUUUGAUCUGUUUGAAAAAUAUGGCGGUUAUAAGACUGGGAAACUCAAACUGAAGAAACCAAAACAGCUCCAGGAAGUGCUGGACAUUGCUCGUCAGCUCUUGGCAGAACUGGUCCAGCACAAUGACUGUGAGAUCGAGGAGAAGAAAUCCAAACUUGAACAGCUGAAGACUGUUUUGGAGAUGUACGGCCAUUUCUCAGGGAUCAACAGAAAAGUGCAGUUGACUUAUCUGCCAAAUGGACAGCCCAAAGCAUCAAGUGAAGAGGAAGACUCUUUAAAGGAGGGCCCAUCUCUGCUCUUGGUGCUGAAGUGGGGGGGUGAGCUGACCCCUGCAGGUAGAGUUCAGGCUGAGGAGCUUGGACGAGCCUUCCGUUGCAUGUACCCUGGAGGACAAGGAGACUAUGCCGGCUUCCCUGGUUGUGGCCUUCUCCGUUUGCACAGCACAUACCGCCAUGACCUUAAAAUUUACGCCUCCGAUGAGGGCCGUGUGCAAAUGACUGCGGCAGCAUUUGCAAAGGGUCUCUUAGCACUGGAAGGGGAGUUGACUCCAAUCCUUGUUCAGAUGGUGAAGAGUGCCAACAUGAAUGGACUGCUGGAUAGCGACAGUGACUCUCUCACAGACUGUCAGCAGAGAGUCAAAGCUCGAUUACAUGAGAUCAUGCAGAAGAACAGAGAUUUCAGUGAGGAAGACAACCAGAAGCUGGCUCCAACAGGCAGCCCGUCUCUGGUAAACUCCAUGGGUGUAAUUAAUAAUCCUGUCAGGACUUGUGACCAGGUUCACACCCUCAUUCAAAGCCUCACAUGUCAGAUCUGCAAAAGGCUGGAAGACCCCAAAUCUGCAGAUCUGCAGCUUUACCACAGUGAGACUCUAGAGCUCAUGCUGCAGCGGUGGUCCAAACUGGAGCGAGACUUCCGAAUGAAAAACGGUCGCUAUGACAUCAGUAAGAUCCCGGAUAUCUACGACUGCGUAAAGUACGAUACCCAACACAACAGCUGUCUGGGACUGGAGGACACACUGGAGCUUUUCCACCUGUCCAGAGCACUUGCAGACAUCAUCAUACCUCAGGAGUACGGAAUCACUAAAGCAGAGAAGCUUGACAUCGCUAGUGCGUACUGUCUGCCUCUAGUGAAGAAGAUUCAACUGGAUCUUCAAAGGACACAUGAGGACGAGGCUGUCAACAAGCUGCAUCCACUGUGGUUCAGGUACUCGCGAGGAGUGAUGUCUCCGGGUCGGCACGUUCGAACCCGGCUUUAUUUCACCAGCGAAAGCCACGUACACUCCCUGCUCAGCAUAUUCCGCUACGGAGGCCUGUUAGAUGAGCGAAUAGAUGAACAGUGGAAGCAGGCUAUGGACUACCUCAGUGCCGUAACUGAACUCAACUAUAUGACUCAGAUUGUAAUUAUGCUCUAUGAGGACAAUAACAAGGACCCUUCCUCAGAGGAACGCUUCCAUGUGGAACUGCACUUUAGCCCAGGGGUGAAGGGGUGCAAGGACGAGGAUAAUGCCCCGUUGGGAUUUGGGUUCCGUCCUGCCUCUUCAGAGAAUCACGAGAAGCAGACAGACCCAGGCAGUCUCGAGGACCUUUCCCAAGACGAGCCCGACAGAGCCGCACCAUCGGAGCCAAUCAGCAUUCAGAGGAAGUCGCCACUUAUCCGCAACCGCAAGGCUGGAUCUGUGGAGGUCCUUUCAGAGAGCAACGCUUCUCGUGGAUCGGCAUAUCGUUUGUUCCCUUCGUCUUCCCACCAGUCUCCUGAGAUCAAACCCAGCGGGCUAGAGCUGCUCUCUAUGCCAGCAGUAAAGAGAUUUUCUGUGUCGUAUGCCAGGCAUCCAACUAAUGGGUUUGAAGGCUGCUCCAUGGUGCCCUCUAUCUAUCCACUGGAGACGCUGCACAACUCACUGUCACUCAAGCAGGUGGAUGAAUUCCUCACGUCGGUGUGCAAGAAUGGGAGUGAGACACAAUUCAAGAGGCUGAAAUCUCUGUCUGCCAUGUUCGAUUCUCAUGCCCAGCCCUCGAUAGAUGUUGAGAGUCAGGAGACCCUAGUUACCACCCCAGUCCAGCUGAGCCAACCUCCCAUAAGGCCUCUCUGGUACAGCAGCGAUCCUCCCAGCACCGCAUCCAGUGCCGGCCCAUCGUCACCAUCGGUAGUAGAGCCCUCAUCAAACUUCGGCUUCAACUGCGAGUAGACGUCUUGGUUAUACACACUGAUGUGAUUCCUGCAGCGGUAGUGGAAGCAUUUUCUUUUGACACUGAUCUCAGGUCAGUUUUGCAGUCUCUGCUUAAAGUGUUGAGGUUAAGAAUAAUGUGGCAGAAGCUUAUCCUAGAUUAGCAUUAUUUGAGUUAGCUAUUACACAGUGGUACCCACAUACAGGCUGCUACUGUAUAUAAACUUCUGCCUGAACAAUACCGAGCCACUUUAGCUGAGGUUUAGAUGGAAUGUUUGAUCUGCCAGCUAGUAGUCCUCUGAAACCAGUAAUUAACUCUUCCACUGUUCUUCUUUGCUCUGAUGGAGUCAGAUAGUAAUUAAGAGCCCAGAUUCAGUGGAAAAGACAAGGACAUUACAGCGUGCACUAGUAAUUGUCUCUGGAUGUUUUAUUUCUUUACCCCACACCAAUUACAUUGCUGCACAAAGGAGCAUAUAAACCAAUAAGACCACAGGAGAUAUGAAUAUAUAACAAUUCAGAUUCAGUUGAAUUAUUGUGCCAGUCGAUACAGGAAAGUGAAAUUAUGCCACUAUUGUGCAGUUUGUGUAUUUUAUGAUUUUCUUUUUUUUAAUGUUUUUUAGACAUUCGAUUUUUGUUAAUGCAAUUUAUUUCAAGAUUUGAUUGAAAAUUGCUGUAUUUUUAUUAUUUGAAAAUGCAAAAAGGUAUUGUUUGGGGUUAAAUAAAUGUGCCUUUGUCUUGUGUGUGUAAAAUGAGCUGCAAUAGUCUCUUUAAAGACAAAGAAUGUUUUUGAUUUUAUGCAAUCUGCUGUUUGCCCAAUGUUUACUCUGUACAUUUGAAAUAAGCAUAUUUCAUUUUAGAGAAUGCUAUUAAUAAAAAACCUGAUGUAAAUAUGUCACUGUUAUAUAUUUUUGUGAUAUUAAAGGGUUAGUUGUUAAUCCAAAA